UUCUCGAUCAGCGGAAGUAGGAAAUGUGAAAAGAAAACCUAAAAGAGGGAUCAUCCGGUUCGUUCCAAAAAGUACCUGUGAGAGUGUGUAGUAUUAGGCCUAGCAUUCAACGCACCAAAAGAGAAAGGAAGUUAAGGGGAUUGUUUGCUUGUGUGAUCAGAUGAAUGCAUGAUGUCUCGAGCACCACCACAACAGCAGCAGGCAUUGCGUCGAGCAAGAAAGAGACCUGCAACUCCAGUUUAUGCUGGACAAGAAGGAACAUACAAGAACAUCAACAGUGACUUUAUUUGCCCAAUAUGUUUUGACCUCAUUGAUGAAGCAUACAUGACAAAAUGUGGACAUUCAUUUUGCCAUGAAUGUAUAGAGAGGAGUGUGGAGAGGAACAACAGGUGUCCUAAGUGUGGAGUGCCUAUAGAAAGUCCUGGCCAUAUAUUUCCUAACUACACCUUGAUGGACUUGAUAAGAAAACACAAAGCCGACGAACAAAACAACACCCUAUCCAAACAGUUGACCUUACAGGACUGGCAGUGCCUGUCGCAGGACUGGGACCUAGGGGAGAUCAACAAUGUCAUGUCACUCCUCUUCCUCAGGAAGCAGCGGCUAGAGCAAGGCUUGAAAGUUGCAGAGACAAGGAUAUUAAAGAACUUCCUGGAGGAGGUGCGGGAUCGCAAAGAGAAGGAACUUGAAAAAGUCAAGCGUCAGUUGGAAUUUUUAAAUCAGGACUGCCUGUCUGUUGGGGAGACUCUUCGAGAUUUUGAACAGAAACAGCUUGGGUGCCCAGAUCACCUGGUGCCCAACAGUUUAUCCUUGACAUCAAUCGCUGGUAGCAGUACAAGCAGCAGUACUGCUGAAACAUCUACCUCAGACAGAAUAGUAACCGCCGCCACAAAUUCCAGUAUACCAGAAUCAUUUGCAGGGGGGCCUACGGCACGCCCGACUGUUGAAAUGUCAGAGGCAAGAAAGAAAAGAAAAGUCAGCCAACACUUUGAAGACCUGGAGAAAGUCUAUUUAGAAACCAGGGGAGGUCUUGGAUUAGGUGGUGAGAGCGAUGGAAGCCUGGAUGAGUUUGCCACCUGCCUGUCAAAGUUCUCCCAGUACACGUCCAUCAGAGCUGUGGCGAGCCUGAACUACACACAUGAAGUCUUUACAAACAGUUCCUCUAUUGUCUCAAGCAUAGAGUUUGAUAGAGACUGCGAGUUCUUUGCCAUUGCUGGGGUGACCAAGAAAAUUAAAGUCUUUGAGUAUGGUAUUGUGAGAGAUGCUGUAGUUGACCUGCAUUACCCUGUCACAGAGAUGAGCUGUACUUCAAAGAUCAGUUGUAUUGCAUGGAAUCCCUAUAAGAAGCACAUGCUAAGCAGCGCAGACUAUGAUGGGAUAGUGUACAUGUGGGACACCAGCACCAACCAGAGAACACAGAUGUUUCAGGAACAUGAAAAGCGCUGCUGGAGUGUUGACUUCAACCGUAUGGACCCAAAGAUGCUAGCCUCAGGCUCGGAUGACACCAAAGUGAAACUCUGGGACUGGGACAGAUCUCAGUCAGUAAUGACAAUUGAAGGUGGUGCAAAUGUUUGCUGCGUAAAAUUCAACCCCACAACACGCUACAACCUAGCUUUUGGCUCUGCAGAUCACUGUGUACACUACUAUGACCUCAGGCACCCAAAGAAAGCUGUCAAUGUGUUCCGAGGUCACGGCAAAGCUGUCUCAUACGUCAAGUUUCUAAAUGGAAAUGAUAUGGUUUCUGCGUCAACCGACAGUCAGCUCAAGUUAUGGAACUUGAAUCGACACAACGCUAUAGCCACUUUUAAAGGCCACAUCAAUGAGAAAAACUUUGUUGGGCUGGCCACAGAUGGGGACUACAUCGCAUGUGGUAGUGAAAACAACUCGUUGUACUUGUACUAUAAAGGUUUGUCUCGCCACAUCCUUACAUACAAGUUUGAACCUGCCAGAAAACUUAUUGAAAAACCUGGCAAGGAAGAUGACUCAGCAGAAUUUGUCAGUGCUGUCACAUGGAAAGCUGAUUCUAACAUACUUGUUGCAGCAAACAGCCAGGGUCUUGUCAAGUUGCUGGAGUUGGUUUAAGGACAUGUAAGAACAGGGAGCUGCCACCAGUUGUCCUCAGUUCUACCUUACAGUCUUUCAUUUCUUGUCCUCUGGAAGUGACUCUCUAUGGAGACGAACACAUGUGGUGUGGGAUUGGCCAGUUACUGAGAACAGUUUGACUAAAAACGAAUUUGUGAUUAGGGCCUAGAAGGUUGUGUUAGUUUUUUAAAAACUAUUCUCAAAAUAAUUGACUAAUUAUUUAAAAGAAAACAUAAUUUAGAAAUCAAAAUUGAAAGUAUGAUUAAUUAUGAAAAUCAAGAAACUUUUACAUAUCACUGAAUAAGUUAUAGAUAGUGCAUUAGAUGGACUCAUUCUAUUUGACCAGGUACUUUUAGUGUUGUUAAAAUUGAUGAGGCAAAAAUGUUGUUUUAUUCUGAGUUGUGUAUGUUGGGUUACUGGUAUCUUGAGACUGAGAUCAGCUGUAGAACAUCCCUUCUAAAAUCCAAUGCAAAGAUUACCUAUCAGACCUCAUUAUAUCUAUAUUUGAAUAAGUAAAGUAUAUUUACCUCAACUAAUUUUAAAUCCAUUUGUAUCCUAUUUCUGUCAAUUGCUUUUUUCUAAUGUGGCAGUCUUUUUAAGCAGCUUACUGCCAUUUCUAGUGGGACAUAGAGGACACAAGUUGAACUGUGAUGAAUGAGUGCCUAUGGUUGUUAAAAUUUCAUGUAUACUUAGGUGUUUGUCAUAUAAAAAUUUCUUCAUGUUCAUGAUAGUAUUUGUUUUGUCAAACUGAUCGGCAGCUGUCGUUUUUAACAUAAGAUUGUUGGUCAGAUUUUAAACAGCAUUAGUUUAAAAGAAAUUGACCAAUGGUAGAAAAAUAUAGUACGAAAAUAAAAAUAUAUUGUUUUAUCUAGAAUAUUUUACUUUUUAAAGUGUUAUACAAAAUUUGGGACAAAUAAAUGUACUAAAUGAUAUUCUUUAUACUUUUUUUCUGAACUGUAGUUGGAAAGAUAUUCUAUUAUUUUUCCAAAACUACCUUUGCUCUGUUACUGUUAGUUGAUCUGACAUUAUUUUCUGGUGGGAAAGACUAGGGCAUUACACCUGCAGACAUUUUGUUUGCCUAUUUGAAAGCUUCCAACCUUCCAUCUCUCUGUCUUCAAGUCCCAAGUUGCUGUCCUUGCUAAUUUGUACAGUAGUUUAUCUCACUGAGAUCUAUGUUGUAUGACUUUAAAUAUGAUUCUCUUCCUUUGAAUUUUACCAGUUCUUUUUAUUUUUAGUAAAACUAUUCUUUGACCUCCAGGUGUGAGGCAUACAAAUAAUUUUUUUUAUUCCACAUGAUUUUUUUUCUUGUUCGUCUUUGGUUUAUAUAAUUGUGCCCCUUGCCUUAGCAGUUAACUGCCACAAAAAAAUAGAUCUCUUCUGCUGCUGAUGUGAUUCCAGUUGAAUGCGAGUUUUGUUUCAUCUUAUCAAUCGUUUUAACUUUUUAAGGUUCCACUGAUAGGGAACAUGUGUUGUUUGGGGAAACAACACAAAAAGCCCAUUUAUAUUUUUUUUAGUUUUAGGUUAUUCUUUUUAAAUUAUCUAACUUUUGUAAGAUUAAAAUUAUAUCUGAUUUGUAAUGUAUGUACAUAAAUACUGAAAAUUUAUAAAACGUAAUCAAAGUUAUUUUUUUUAUUCAAGAGCCAGUUUGUUUGUAAGACUCAACCCUUACUGCAGUAGUGACAUGACAUUAACAUGGAUUAACUCAACUGUUGAUGUUUAGUUAAUGAUUUCUUUUUUGUCUUGUGGGAAACACUGAAAAACAAUUUGACAUACGCAAGUCAAAACAGUUCAUAAUCCAUUAUUAUUUGUAUUAAAAUGGCAUGUUUGAUCUUAUUUUUUCACUGGUUCACACUUGUUAGACUUAUUAUUCUCAAGUAUGAUCAUGUAGUUAUAUAUGAUGAAAUUUUGAAAUCAUGUCUGAAAUAUUGGUGUAGUGUUAAAGUGUAUAUUUGGCUGCAUAUCAGAAUAUGUAUAACAGAUGAAAUGUGGGGAGGCAAUGGACCAAUACUCCUCAACUGUUUUUUAUUUAUUGAGAAAAUAAAAUUGCUA
This is a messenger RNA of Physella acuta, 4128 nucleotides long. RefSeq names its product E3 ubiquitin-protein ligase COP1. Gene Ontology annotation, molecular function: ubiquitin protein ligase activity; protein binding. Gene Ontology annotation, biological process: proteasome-mediated ubiquitin-dependent protein catabolic process. The record is from RefSeq and is a predicted model, not a curated record. NCBI's taxonomy places the organism in Eukaryota, Metazoa, Mollusca, Gastropoda, Physidae.